Patella vulgata (common limpet) is the source of this 1269-nucleotide messenger RNA. Its product is annotated as dynactin subunit 3. Gene Ontology annotation, biological process: cytoskeleton-dependent cytokinesis. The transcript is spliced from 8 exons. NCBI's taxonomy places the organism in Eukaryota, Metazoa, Mollusca, Gastropoda, Patellidae. The record is from RefSeq and is a predicted model, not a curated record. Gene Ontology annotation, cellular component: dynactin complex. Bases 29 to 604 code for a protein of 191 amino acids.
UGUUGCAUCACGUGAAUCUUAUCCCAAAAUGGCAGACUCUGAACAGCUUGACGUUUUGGAAAAAAGAAUUGAAGGCUUAGAACAAAUUGUUUUCGGUUGUGCAGAAAAAGAUGCACUGUAUCCAAAGGUGUCUGAGAGUGAUAUAAAGUGUAUUGAGAGUCUAGUUGAAAUAAAUAAUAAAUUAUCAGCGGCCAUUACGGGCAAAAAGAGAAUACCUAAAACAUUCAGUAAAGUUGGUGAUUUAAAGAUGUGUUUAGAUCCAGCCUACUCGGACGAGAUAACUCUAUCGGAAUCAGCGAAAACUGACACAGUUCUAGCAGAAGAAGAGUUUUUGAAACAACAAGCAGCUAGACUUGAUACCAUGCAACAACUAGAAGAAAUGAUACACAGUGAACAUAUUAAAGCUGUUCCUAAAUUUUCCAGUAAACUUCAUGAAUUGAGUCAAAUUCACAUAAACCAACAGGAUCAAGCUGCAUUAGUAACAGAAGAUGUACAGAAAUUAUUAGAUUCCUACAAUACCAUUGUAACUCUACUGUCAAAACAGUUUGUCAAAUGGGAUGAGACAGUCACAAAUCUAGAAAUAGCUUCACAGGGGAAGAAAUAAACAAACAGAACAAUUAUACCAGUCAUUCUCGUGGGUUUCUUGGUUCUUUAGACUGUAUCCUAGUUAUGUUGGAGCAUUUUUAUUUUACGAACAAUUAUAUCUUUAGAAUAUAGCCAAGUGAGAAUGGAGAUAUUCAGACUUGUGUAUAUUUGUGUAUCUAGUAAAACAAUAUUCUGAAUGGGAUACAACUUAGUCCUGAAAAGUAGAAGAUGAUUGAAAUGGUCAUUUAAUUGGUGGGGAUGAGAUUUUACAGCCAAUUCCCCCUUAUCAAGGGUUUGUGGUAGUGAUGGUCGUCUGAAAAUUUCAAAAGUCCUGCAGACACUUUUGGAUUUCUGUUAAUAAAAUCUACUAGUAUGCCUUGCUUUUUGAACUAGGCCUAUAAAAUAUCAGGACAGGCCUUGAAAGACCCUUGAUUGAGUUUAAAUUUCUGUAUGGAUCUUUUAGUGAAAAGCGAUGUGACUGAACGAUUGUUAACAGGCCCACAUACUUUGUUCAACAUAUUUUACCUUCUUGCUUAAAAUAGCAACAAAUUCUACGCUGUGUAUUUUUUGUGCCUGAUUUUGUGUUGAUGUAUAUUACGUUUAUUUAUUAUGUAUAUAUAUAUAUUAUUGUUUACAAUCCAGUGCUGUAAAAGACAUGAAAUAAAAAAACUAUAUGUAAAUCUU